AUGGUAUCGGCUCUGGACAGCGGAGGCAAGCCCGCUCCCAUACUGCAAAACAAGAUUCCCAACGAAGGCUUCAUGAAGGGUGCCAAGCAAGGGCCGCUGAUUCACUAUCGCGGCCCUGGCGAAAGCGCCCUCCAGGGACAUUCCCACGCCUCGACCAAACACGGACUUGGAGCAAGCCCGCUCCCACCCUCGCCCCCAACACGGCCUGUGUUUGAGCCCAAGGUGCUUUCGACCAUACUCGGUGCCGAGGUCAAGCUCGUAAAAGCAAGCGAGAGGACUGGCAGCCAGGCGAUUCCCAAGCGAGCCGAUGCCCAUCCAGCAGAGCCUCCACAGAAUGUAUCCUCUGGAGACCACCCGCACCCCCAUUUCAGCACCCACAAGCGGUCUUUUACAGACCCCGGCACCAUCUUUGGCCCUGCGCUAUCGGCGUCCUACCCACCCUCUUCGACAGGCCGGGACCCCCCAAAGCCGCGUCCUAAAUCACCCGGAGGCGGUUUCACCGUAUACUUUGAUAUGACUGUCCCCGGGCGACGACGAGAAACAUCGAUGCCGCCGAUAGCCUCUGAGCAGCACUUCGGCUCUGGCUCGAAGCUGGCUUCCGUGCGAGAGUACAGCUCCCUCGAGGCCACUGGCGCGUCCUUCCAUAUCGAAGGCAUCCAGGAGCUGGCGAACCAUGGUCGGGACGGCCGUUCAUCGUACGAAGAAUAUGUCGACGGCCACGACUCAGAUCCAUAUUCACUGAUCCGCGGAGACUCGCUCAAGGCCUGGCACGGAACGGGUGAAUCCAAAUCCUACCAUCAUUACAAUGACGAGGCAUUUGAAAGUGCCUCUGCUCGUCUCGAGGCCCUGAUGAAGGAGCGGGAACGUGACGAGUACGACUCGAGCGACUCAUCAGAAGAUGGCAUUGCACCAGACCUGCAACCAAUGAAUCGCCGCGUGUCUAUCCCUCAAAUUAUUACUGACAUUGUCACCAUCAUCACCAUCAUCACCAUCAUCACCAUCAUCACCAUCAUCACCAUCAUCACCAUCAUCACAUCAGGCCGGCUGGCCGUGGUUGCUGAAUCAACAAAAACCCCAUAUAUGAAGAAAAGCACCCCUCUGUUUGAUCCCGUUCUAGUCUAUGAAGCUGUGUUUGGCAAACGAGCAAAGGAGCCAUACUACAAGCUAGCAUCCGACAGAGAUACCACUCUUGUCUUCGAGUCUCGAUUCGAGAGCGGCAAUUUGCAAGAAGCUUCGAGAGUGGGCGAAUACGAGUAUGAUUGUCAGGUCAGGAACGAUUUGAACACCAAAGGUCAUACGCAGUGGUUCUACUUUAGAGUGUCGAACACUCGGGCACGUGUGCCGUACAAGUUCAACAUUACAAAUUUCAUGAAGCCCGACAGUCUUUACAAUCACGGCAUGCUCCCGUUGAUGUUUUCGGAAAAAGACGCAAAGCAACGAGAUUUGGGCUGGCAGCGACUUGGAUCGGACGUCAAGUAUGAUCGUGCAGAGACCCAGGACUCGAACCAGACGCGCCCGCUAUUCACACUUACGUUUACCAUUAUCUUUGGGCAUGACAAUGAUACGUGCUACUUUGCACAUUGCUACCCAUAUACAUACACCGACUUGCAGCGAUACAUCGCUGAACUAAAGUCAGACUCAGCGAGAACAUGCUACUUCCGCCAUCGGGUUGUCGGAAAGACCUUGGGCGGAAACAACAUCGAUCUCAUUACGGUCACAACCAAGAUUGAGCAUCCAGAUGACCUCAAGUCCCGCAAAGGCAUCGUGCUGUCGGCAAGGGUCCAUCCCGGAGAAACCAACUCAAGCUGGAUGAUGAAAGGGUUUAUUGAGUUCAUCUUGGGAGAGUCGGCGGAGGCACGAUUUCUGCGCGACAACUACAUCAUCAAAAUAGUUCCAAUGCUUAACCCAGAUGGUGUGAUCGUUGGUAAUUAUCGAUGCAACUUGAAAGGAUACGACCUGAAUCGACAGUGGAACGCAGAAAUGGAUCGACAGGACGAAGUUCCAGAGAUAUUCGCAAUCAGGGACGUUCUCGAGCAGUCGAUAAAAUCUCGCGAAGUGAUCAUAUACAAGGAACGUGUCUUCCCGUACAUGCUCUCCCAAAACGCCGAACAGCUCUUUGCAUUCAAAAAAUGCCAGUUCAAGAUCCAAAAGACAAAGGAAGGAACCGGUCGGGUCGCAGUAUGGAAGAGCUUUGACAUCCUCAACAGCUUUACGCUUGAGGCCUCGUUCUGCGGGAGUGUCACUCACAGCAAGGGUGGAUUCCACUACACGAUUAUGGACUUGCAAAAAAUGGGCGAGAAUAUCGGCAAGACGCUGAUGGACUACUCGAUAGCAGAAAAAAGCCGAAGGGUCCACGAGACUCUCGUCGACGGACUCACAAACCAAAUGCCCAGCUUCGUUCCCGAUGCCAGCGAGGAGUCCGAAACAACUUCCAACGACGAAAAACUGAGAGUCAAGCGGGUGCGCAAGAAGAAAUUAACCAAGCGCAAGCCAAGUGCCCGGCCAUACAGCUCUCCAAUGGCAUCCGGAUCAGGCCUGUCUUUGAAUGUCGUCCCAUCGUCACCCAGGAACACCGUGACAGCCACCCCGGCCAAACUCAGAUCUGUAACCAAUCCACCGGUGCCAGCCAAGAGUCCGGUUCGAGGCAAGAGCCCCAAUGGAAACGGCGAGAUUAUAAAGAUGAGUCGCUCCACGACCGCCGCGUCAGCUUCGGUCGAACGAGACAAUCGCUUUCGGACAAAAUCUCUGCCUCCGGGCAUCCGGCCGAGUACCGUGCCGACAAAUCCCUCGGGAGCAACGAUCAACUCGUUGGUGAUCGAAUUUCCGACUCAAGCUGACUCGGAUCUGCUGCGGCUGGCAUCGGUUCUGCCCAUGGGUUCCCUCUUUGCGCACAAAUCUGCGGCAGCCGGACAAUCCAAGAAUCGUCCGUCGCCAACAGCUAACCACGGGCGAGAAUGCAACUGCUGUGAAGACGAGGACUUGGUCGUGGUCAACCUAGCAGGCACCAGGAGUGCGUCCAGCAGCUCCACAAGCAGGCCCGGAAGUGCGGCAAAGAAGACAGUCCGAUGGGCCUCGGCCAGAGACGAUGCUGGUCGGACGUGGCGACUGAACAAGUACUGAAUCUCGCUUGCCCUGUCUGACGGCUGGCAGUUUGAUCCAAGCACGAAUGAGAUGGCACGGCGAUGCAGUCGCCUCCUUCGGAUAUCCCAGUACAGUGCUCACAAACGCAAUGGGACGCCCCCGUUUUCUUGUUGACAGCCAGCUUCUCUUGGAUGUGAAUAGAUGCCUGUGACUUGUCCAAG
Polychytrium aggregatum is the source of this 3302-nucleotide messenger RNA. RefSeq lists its product as uncharacterized. Gene Ontology annotation, molecular function: zinc ion binding; metallocarboxypeptidase activity. Lineage: Eukaryota; Fungi; Chytridiomycota; Chytridiomycetes; Polychytriales. Gene Ontology annotation, biological process: proteolysis. The transcript has 23 exons. Bases 1 to 3120 code for a protein of 1039 amino acids. The record is from RefSeq and is a predicted model, not a curated record.